AUGCAGCACGGCAAGCCUCCCCGCUUCUUAUAUGCGCACCCCUUCCCUCUCAAACUCCCCCCAAAGCCCAAACCCAAACCACAGUCGGCGCAAAGUCCCGAGGCUUUUCCACGUCCAAAAGCCAUGUUCCGCCAAUCCUCCUCCUCCUCCCCGUCCUCCUACAGCGACGCCCUCAUGCACCACCACGCCGCGCUGUCCGUCACCGUCCCGGCGCAGAUCCCCCGGGCCGGCGGGUACCUCGACGGCGGCGGCAAUGUUGGCGCCUUCUCGUCGCCGCCGUCGUCCUGCUACUCCUCCUCGCUCCCGUCGUCGUACUACAACUACAACAGCAUCCAGAGGAGCAUCAGCUCGCACUCGCUCCCGAUGCACCUGCAGCUGGCCGACGUGUCCCUCGGCGGCGUCGGCGGCGGCAGCGGCUUCUACUCGCCGUCUUCGCCGUCCACGCACCAGCUGACGACGCUGCCGCCGCUCUCGUCCUCCCCGUCCUCCUCCGGCGAAUUCUUUGAGUUCACCUCGUCGUGCCCCGUCCGCCGCGUCUUCAGCACCGGCGAUCUCCAGGGCAUGAACGGGUCGUCGCCGCCGCGCCCGGUGCCGUCGGGCGACGGCUGCGGCCAGGAGGGAGACGGGCCGUUCUCACAGAAGGUCGGCCGGUACAGCGCCGAGGAGAGGAAAGAGCGGAUCGAGCGCUACCGUGUCAAACGCCACCAGAGAAACUUCAACAAGAAGAUCACUUACGCCUGCAGGAAGACGCUGGCCGACAGCCGCCCGCGGGUGAAGGGCCGGUUCGCGAGGAACGGCGAGACCGACGCGGAGGCCGAUGAGCGCGAGGCGUCCGACAACAGCUACGAGUACGGCUGCAGCCACAACGAGCUCAGCAGCAACGGCAACACCUACAGCGCGGGCAGCUGCUACGACGCCCACUACAGCAACAGGCUGAACGGCGCCGGCGGUGGCGGCAGCAACGGCGCCAUCUCAGCAUUCAGCAGCGCCGGCGACAAUGGCGAGUGGUGGUGGCGGGCGUCCGGUGCCGCGGCCGCCGCGGCUGACGAGGCGCAGCGGCAGCGGCAGGUCGGCGUCGACUACGAGGACGAGCUCUGGGCGACCCUCGGCGACAUGCUGCCGGUGAACCUGGCCUGGUAG
Molecule: messenger RNA, 1140 nt
Organism: Miscanthus lutarioriparius
Lineage: Eukaryota; Viridiplantae; Streptophyta; Magnoliopsida; Poales; Poaceae
Source: the annotation of a GenBank genome assembly